UUCUUUUCCCUGGUUCAGCCUGAACUAUAUACCAGGCCCUGCUGAAAAUACCACCCAACAGUUUUCUUCUGCAGCUUAUCCAGUUUCUCUUAAGUGCCCUGUACAUAUUGUAUGUUUUAUGAUGAGAUGCAGUUUCUUAAUAUGUAUUACAGAAAUACUACUGGUAUUUGCAAAUAUGUAGUUUAAUUGUAUUAUUGAACUCUCAUUUUGGGGGCUUGGGCACAUUAACAGAUUAAUCCAUCUGUAUAGGGCUUUUGCUGUUGGAUAGAAUUUAAAUUGUCUACAUAAAAGUAUGUCUUAGGACCUUUAGAUUUUUAUCUGAAUACACAGAUUAGGCUUUAAAACACACAUACAUACGGUUUUGGGCUUAAGGAGUUUUGGAUAAGUUAGCUAUUGAUCUGACACCACCAUAGCAACAUUUUUUGAUAUGGUUAGCAUGGCACAUGUUGGAACCUAAAGCCUUUUACUGUACAGGUAAGGAAUGUGCCAUGUUGUUUUACCUAUUCUCUCUCUGUCUCUCUCCCCCACUCCCUCCCCCCCACACACAUCCCCUGUGUAUUCAGAGACCAUCAGAAACAUAUAGUCAUUUUCGUGAGUCAGCAAAAGCCCUACUCUUGAUUCCAACAGAAUAUUUCCUUUACAUACUUUUCUUCUUUUAAUUUUUACAAAAUUUGUAUGGUAGGUGUAAAAAUCAUAGUAACUGUGCCAUAUUAUUAACCCCUAAAUCAAACUUUUUUUGUCUUGUGUAUCUUGAUUUUUCUGUGUGCUUUAUAGUGAAGCGGCCGACACGAGUCGUUGUUCAUAAAACAGCUUUUGAAAGUUGAGAGCACACCCCUGGAGAACCGACUGUGCUUGCUUACGUUUGGUUCAUGACUUAAAAAUCGAGUACAGGAGUUAUUCCUGAUGAGACUAAGGCUUUGUCUCUGUUGGCACCAGCUAAUGCAGUGGCAGGCCUUCUGCCUGGUGGUGGACUCCUGCCUACCCCCAACCCACUUACUCAGAUUGGCGCUGUUCCGUUGGCGGCUUUGGGAGCUCCGACUCUCGACCCUGCCCUUGCUGCUCUUGGGCUUCCUGGAACAAACUUGAACUCCCAGUCUCUUGCCGCAGAUCAGUUGCUGAAACUUAUGAGUACUGUUGAUCCCAAGUUGAAUCAUGUCGCUGCAGGUCUUGUCUCACCAAGUCUAAAGUCAGACACCUCUAGUAAAGAAAUAGAGGAAGCCAUGAAGAGAGUGCGUGAGGCCCAGUCCUUGAUUUCUGCCGCUAUUGAGCCAGAUAAGAAGGAAGAAAAGAGGAGACAUUCAAGAUCGAGGUCACGCUCUAGAAGGAGGAGGACCCCCUCGUCUUCUAGACACAGGCGAUCAAGAAGCAGGUCAAGAAGGCGUUCCCACUCUAAGUCCAGGAGUAGACGGAGAUCCAAAAGUCCAAGGCGGAGAAGAUCUCAUUCCCGAGAGAGAGGUAGAAGGUCAAGAAGCACAUCAAAAAACAGAGAUAAAAAGAAAGAAGAUAAGGAAAAGAAACGUUCCAAAACUCCACCAAAAAGUUAUAGCACAGCCAGACGGUCUAGAAGUGCAAGCAGAGAGCGACGACGACGACGAAGCAGGAGUGGAACCAGAUCUCCUAAAAAGCCCAGGUCUCCUAAAAGAAAACUGUCCCGCUCACCAUCCCCAAGGAGACACAAAAAGGAGAAGAAGAAGGACAAGGAGCGAAGCCGAGACGAGCGGGAGCGCUCUACCAGUAAGAGGAAGAGGGGCCGGGACAAGGACAAGGAGCGGGAGCGCAAGUCGGACAGCGACAAGGACAUCAAACAGGUGACUCGGGAUUACGAUGAAGAGGAGCAGGGCUACGACAGCGAGAAGGAGAAGAAGGAGGAGAAGCAGCCGGCGGAAGCAGUGUCCCCUAAAGCGAAGGAGUGUUCUGUGGAGAAGGGGGCCGGCGAUGGCCUGCGGGAGUCGAAAGUGAAUGGGGAUGACCAUCACGAAGAAGACAUGGACAUGAGCGACUGAGUGGCCGCGGAGGCCGUGUCCUGCCCAUGUGAUUCCUAACGCUGUGUGUUCCUCUCCCCUAGGUGGAUACAGCUGCGAGUCGCCCAUGGCUGCCAAGCCUUCCCGGUAGUGAGAUCUAGCCCUUUAUAUGUCAGCAAGCUUUUAGAAAGUGGUACCUGGGUGUCCAGAACUGCCAUGGUGACAUCCAUCUGAGAGACCAAGCAGCUGUACGACUCUGCUGCUCUGUGACAGACGAGCAGCUGCAUGCUCCAGCAGGCAUGGACUGUUUCUGUUGUAUGACCUCCUCAUUCAGUAUGUUCAUGUAGAGUAUCUUAGAAUUUGAGUCCUUGCCGUGAUAGAGCCAUGUAGGGAAUGCACUGAUUGCAUGUUACUGUGGCAAGAGUACCCCAAAUGUCAUCCAAACCCUCCAACACGGUGAUUUAUUUAUGGUCUUGGUUGGUAAGACAGACUAACGUUCUUAGA
Molecule: messenger RNA, 2465 nt
Organism: Nannospalax galili (Upper Galilee mountains blind mole rat)
Lineage: Eukaryota; Metazoa; Chordata; Mammalia; Rodentia; Spalacidae
Gene: Srsf11
Product: serine and arginine rich splicing factor 11
Exons: 11
Coding region: 1125-2003 (292 amino acids)
Biological process (GO): RNA splicing
Cellular component (GO): nucleoplasm
Molecular function (GO): RNA binding
Source: RefSeq, a predicted model, not a curated record